Molecule: messenger RNA, 1142 nt
Organism: Salvia hispanica
Lineage: Eukaryota; Viridiplantae; Streptophyta; Magnoliopsida; Lamiales; Lamiaceae
Product: GDSL esterase/lipase At5g55050-like
Molecular function (GO): hydrolase activity, acting on ester bonds
Source: RefSeq, a predicted model, not a curated record
AUGGCCACAAUAAGCAUGCCCCUGUGUUUGUCCCUGCUGAUCAUCUGUGCCAAUUUCAUGCCUCAUUUGGCUGAUGCCACCAAAAAACUUGUUUUCAUUCUUGGUGAUUCAACAGUUGAUGUUGGAACUAAUAAUUAUAUUUCAAGCAAGUUACGAGCAAAUUUCCCCCACAACGGCGUUGAUUUCCCCAAGUGCCAAGCAACUGGGAGGUUCAGCAAUGGCUUCAACAGUGCUGAUGAACUCGCAAAACUUUUCCAGUUGAAGAUGAGCCCACCUCCAUUUCUGUAUCUUCUUACGCUUGGAUCUGGAUUGCAGAAGGAACUCUGCAAAGGCGUAAACUUUGCCUCUGGGGGUGCUGGACUCCUAGACAUAACAAAUAUUAACAAUACAGUGCCCUUAUCGGAACAGAUCAAUCAGUUCACUACAGUGCGCAAUAAUUUCACUGCCAUGAAAGGCGAAAAUGCGACUGAAGUAAUUCUCAAUAAGUCUUUGUUCUUCAUCAGUGUCGGGAGCAAUGACAUUUUUGGUUAUUUAAACAGAAGUGAUACGACACCUCCAGGCACCUUCAUCACCAUGAUGCUAUCAGCAUAUUCUCAACACAUCACUACGUUGUACCAACUUGGAGCAAGAAAAUUCGGAAUCAUAAGCGUUCCACCAAUAGGUUGCUGUCCAUUUUCAAGACUAAUCCAAUUGAACUUCACCAGCACCAACGGCUGCUUCCCUCCAAUGAACGAUAUUGCUCAGGCAUUCCACUUAGCCCUCGACGGCCUUUUACUCAACAUCAGCUCACAGCUUCCUGGAAUGAAAUACUCUCUUGGGAACUCAUUCAAUAUGACUCUUGAUGUCAUCAACGCGCCAAAAAAUUUCUCACUAUUCGGAACAGUGGAUAAAGCAUGCUGCGGGCAUGGAACUUUGAAUGCUGAAGGGCCUUGCAACAAAUCAGCAUCGCUUUGUCCAGACCGCGGAAGGUAUCUGUUCUGGGACAUGUUCCACCCAACUCAGGAAGCCUCGUACCUCGCUGCUCAAGAACUCUAUAACGGCUCAACUUAUGUGUCACCGAUCAGCUUUAGUCAGCUGGAACAGGACAACUAGCUAUAUAUAUACAUAUCUAGUAUAUGUUUAUAAUAAGUAGCAUUUCCAAA